Molecule: messenger RNA, 3849 nt
Organism: Kickxella alabastrina
Lineage: Eukaryota; Fungi; Kickxellomycota; Kickxellomycetes; Kickxellales; Kickxellaceae
Exons: 1
Biological process (GO): protein polyubiquitination; ubiquitin-dependent protein catabolic process
Molecular function (GO): ubiquitin protein ligase activity
Source: RefSeq, a predicted model, not a curated record
CAAUUUACCCUUUCCUAUUUUUCUGUAUUUUUUUCUGUAUUUUUCUGUAUUUAUUACCCGCAUUCAACCUAAUUUACACACUGGCUCGCUUGCUUGUAUUUCUUCACAACUCAAAAUGAAGGGCAUUGACGACGAUUCACCGAGCUUGGCCGAAUGCGAUGACGGAAAAACCUCGCAAGCCAAAUGGCUCCAGUGGGCCGAAAAUACAUACAAGGACGAAAGCAUCAGACAGGCGUUCAAGCAGCCGGCCCUUCGCGCCGCUAUCAAACAGCACUCGCCAAGCAGCGAGAGGCACAGCUGCAUGCGGAUGCGGGUGGCGCGGCUUAGCGCGAUGUUCACCGCGCAACUGCGUGAGGGAUGCAAGGCUGGGCCGUGCGAGGUGGUGUUCUGCCGCGGCAACGCUCGCUACACCAGGCGCUUACAGCGGCUAGGGGGUGCGGCAGUCGAGUCGUUGGCACUAGAGUUGGCGCAGCGGGCAGCCGAGAACCCGGAGCAGGCAGACAUCCAGCCACAUACCGAUGCGCAGCUGGGAAGGAGCCAUGCCGGGCAGUCUAGCACAUAUGCAGGCACAAGCAAUGUUGGCAGCAAAGAGCGGUCAUUUGCACAGACAUUCAACGCACGCAUGCGGCGCGCCCUAGCUGGCGACAGGGCCAGCAAUAGCAGGGCUGCGGGAAGCAUACACGAGCCGAUGAGCACGGUUGCCGAGGCACUGCUGGGUGCGGCAACCAAAAGCGGCUUGGCUCCAGGAAUCAAGGCGGCAAAGACACCCCCUCCGCAGAUCCUGUCGCUGCCGCCGCCGCUGACAACGAUAGCAGCGCCGCCGGGCGUACUUGGCAGCGAAUCGUCGGUUGCAAUUUUGCGGCUGGACGCACAAACGGCGCACUCGGUGAUAGUGAUCGAUGGACAACUGAUGUGCAACACGAUGCAGGCGGUGUUUGGCUCGGCCGAUCUGCUCUCGCAGUGCUUCAUCGAGGCAAGCGACAGGCAGGCGCCAUUUUCUAUGGACUUGCCGACGGCACUGCGGUUCAGCAUGCACGCUGCGAGCAAGGGCACGGCCUGCAUCCACGCGCUGCGUCCGAGCAUCGCCGAAAUCGACGCGCGGCUGCGCAAGGCCGAGGCCGCCGCGGCAGCCAGCAACACGCGGCUCAGCGACUCGGAGGCCGACGCGCUGGCGCGAGCGCUGGGUACUGCCGCAAUGGUGCUGGCGCUAGUGGUGACGCAGAGCGCGUGCGAGGACGUCGACCGCGCCGAGCUGCAGCGGCGUGUGGGGCGGCUGGUCCUGCGCAUAACGUACUUUACUGAGCCGCUGUCGGCUGCCGAGCUGGCGCAAGGCUGGCAGGUGCGGUUUGCGCGCGACAGUCGCAUGCGGCGGCAGUGGCUGCGGUGGUGGGCGCGUAUGCCGGCCGUGGUUGUGCAGCUGUGGGUCAGGCCGCUGCAGCUCGAGGCGCUGGACACCGUUAAGCAGCUGGGGGGGCUCGUUAGCAGCGACUACGAGAUGGCGCAGCGCGUAGCGGCCAAUCCGCUGCGCCACGCCGGCGCGCUGGAGCUGCUGCGGCUGCUGAGCGACGCCAACCACGCUCUGAUGCGCUUGGGGGCUGGGGCCGAUUCGAUGGCCCACGCUGGCGUGUCCCAGCGGCUGGCACUGCCACACGGUCACAUUGGGUUUGGCCGGCCAAACGUCGUGUCGCUAAAGGAGUUCCGCGACCGCCGCUUACUCGCGUGCUUUGAUCUGCGACAUGAGCUGCUGCGGUGGAUCAACGCGAUGCGUGAGCGCAGCAGGCAGCAGCAGGACGAUGUCAACGGCAUUUGUGAUGACAGCAGCAGGGGCGCCGCCAUUGCCAGUGAUCGACGGACGGCGCUUAACAUAUUCAGUCCGUUCGCGUACCCGUUCUUAUUUGGGCUGGCCGACAAGAUUAAGCUGUUGGCCGUCGAGAUGCACGCGCGCAUGGCACAGCGCUAUCUGGGCGCGCACGACCGCCAGGCCGAGCUCGUGCAGCAGCAGCGUGUGCUGGGCAUCGACCCAGUUGCUGAGAGCGAGGUCUACGCUGGCGUACGGCCGCAGUGGCCGCUGCUGGCGGCCAGCACCGCCGCGGUGUCGCAAGCCAGCAGCCCGUACCUUGUGCUGAGCGUGCACCGCUCGCGCCUGCUGCUGGACACCGUCGACAUGCUAUCGGCAGCGCGCGGUCGCGUGCGCUUCCCGCUCAAGGUGCGCUUCAUUAUGGGCGGCGAAGACGGGCUCGACAUGGGCGGCGUGCAGAAGGAGCUCUUUGCGCAGCUUUUGCCGCAGCUGCUCACGCCUGAGCGCGGCCUCUUUGAGGUUGUGGCCGCUGGCCGCGGUUAUCUGUGGCCCAACGCCGCGUCGCCGCACUCGCUGGCCGAUUUUGAGACUGUCGGCAUGCUGCUGGGCAUUGCCUUUGCCAACGGGAUUACGCUUGACUCGGCCACAGCGCCGCUUGCACCAAUGCUUGCCGGCCUGCUCGCCCACAGCGGCCCUCAGCAGCCAGCACGGUUCGCUAGCGUGCCGCUAGCCGUGUUCACCGAGCGCAUGCAGUCGUCGUUCCCCGAGCUCGUCAACGGGCUGCUGCAUCUGCUCCAGUGGGACGAGAGCAACGGCUCGGUCGAGGACAUUUAUUGCCGCUCAUUCGAAAUCACAGUGCCUGACCCUCUGCGCGUCUGGCACAUGCGCGCCGAAGCUGCCAUUGGGGGCGAGACCACCGGGUCGGCGGAGACUGCCCAUCUGACGCUGCGGCCGCCGUUUGCGCAUCUGCCACUGCCCAUAACCGCUGAUUCAGCCGACACUGUGACGUUUCCGCUGGUCGACAGCGGCAGCACCAUCAAUGUCACCGCCGCCAACCGCGCGCAAUAUGUGCGGCGCUACCUUGAGUUCAUUGCCUUUGAGCAUGCACGUGCGCAGAUCAACGCCCUGCGCAGCGGCUUUAUGCGUGCUGCUGACAGCGUCGUUUACCGCAUGCUCUGGCCCAGCGAGCUGGUCGUAUGGCUGGGCGGCGGCGGCAGCGGCAGCAGCUCUGCCAACGGCGUCAGCAACCACGGCGGGGUGCUUGAUGUCAGUGAGUUGCAGCGCAUUGCCGGCUACGACGACGAGUACACGGCGGUGCACCCGAUUGUGCAGCGGUUCUGGCGCGUUGUGGGCUUAUUUUCGCAGGAGCAAUUGUGCCAGCUGCUGGCCUUUGUCACAGCCUCCGACCGCUUGCCCCUGGGCGGCUACGACAAUAUCACAUUUGUCAUCCAGCGCAAUGGCCCCCACAGCGACCGUCUGCCCACUUCGUUGACUUGCUUUGGCCGCUUGCUGCUGCCCGCGUACGAGUCCGAUCCGAUAAUGCGGUCGCGUCUGCUCACUGCCAUCGAGAAUUCAUCUGGAUUUGGUUUGGUCUAAGUCAAUAUAUAUUUUUUACUGUUUCAAAUAGGAGGCGCGCGUGUCGUCACCAUACUAUCGGUUCAAAAUACAAGGUAUUUUUUGCUGCUGCCACAAUCACAGUCACUGACUGUAGAUCGCCGGUGCUGAUACUGUUAGCGCUGGUAUUAGCGGGUUUCCAAGUGCGUGCUAAUUAUCCUUUUGUCGUACAAUGUGCUGUUGACAACAAGGCAGUGCCGCUACAAACAAUACUACCAAAAGUACAAAAUGAUUGUUUUAAUGUUUUUGCUUUACUUUAUAUUGUUUUUAUAUUAUGUUUUUGUGUGUUCUAGGCAGCACAUUAUUUUAAAUGAAGCAAUGCAGCCACAUUUACAUUUACAUUCACAGCCACAGCCUCAUAUGCACAAUAUACUUUCAACAAGAGGGGAAAUGAGGGAUGCGAGGGAACAGGGAGAAAAAGCUAAAUAAAGGUGUUG